GUUGCAGCUUUAAAUUGUGGGACUGACUGUGUCCGUCAGCUACGAGUAUCUCCAUCCAAAAAAGUUAGAGGCAACCAGGACAACAGGUAAAAGUUACAGUGUCAGGUCAGUGCGAAAGUACUUAUUUGUACAGUUGUUUCACAUGAGAGAGUUCAGAAAGUGGAUGAAGAAGACUGCAACAGAGCCAGAAACAACUGAAUCAGAGCAAGGGUAAGACUAGGGGUACGUGAAGGGAAAGGGUUGGGAGGUGCCGUGGAAGUGCGAGGUGGGAGUGGUAAUGAGAGAAGGAGGGAUUGGAAGUGAGGGAAAAUGAGACAGAAGGAGAAGGAGAGGGAGAUGUCUUUGUGUUAAUGGUAGCUGCCGUCCUCUUUUGUAAGCGGCUCCUCAUUGGCCGACCAGAAGCCCCCCUGUGUGAAGGAAAUAUCACCAGGGAAACUUCGUCUUGCUGCCUCUGUGCGUGUUUUCCUCUCUGCCAGGGUUAUUUUUAAAAAGCAUUCGGCUUCCUGCUUGGACUAAAGACUACAAGCCACAGCAUCCCUGUUUUGUUGUUCUGAGGAUUUUCCAGUUCACGAAUCAAGAAAAGCCGCAGCAAUGUUCUCUUCCUCUCCUCUCCCACAGUUACACUGCAAGGUCUUUGCAAAAAUGGGGGACGACCGACCUUUUGUGUGCAGUGCUCCCGGCUGUGGACAGAGGUUUACCAAUGAGGACCAUUUGGCUGUACACAAACACAAACAUGAGAUGACACUGAAAUUUGGACCACCAAGGACUGAUUCUGUCAUUAUUGCAGACACGACACCUACUCCCACCCGCUUCCUAAAGAACUGUGAGGAGGUUGGUCUGUUCAAUGAGCUGGCCAGCUCAUUCGACCAAGAUGACGAUGAAAAGAGGGCAAAGAACUCGCACCCUGCUGCCAAUUCUGCAGCUUUGGACAUGAGCCUGCAGACGGCAUCAGAAGUAAAGGUGAAAAAGGAGGCACCCGUGGAGGUCGACUCCUCGCCACCAGACAGUCCCGAAUCUAUAUCUGGAGGAUCAGACAGUAGCAUAGAGUCUCUGGUUAAAGAAAAGGAUACUCCUACCAGAAGUUCAGCCCCCACCCCGACUAUCGUGCGUCCAGGUUCCCUCCCAUUACACUUGGGCUUUGAUGGCCUCCACCCUACUAUGCCAUCACCAACUUCUGUCAUCACACAGGCACCACCCUCCAGUCGUACUCUGGGUUCUCCAACCAGCCACUACCCCAUGAUGAUGCUUCCCUCUGGCCAGGCAGUGCCUUUGCUCCCUGGCCCUGUACAGAUUCCCUCUGUCAUUAAUCUGGCCCGACCCUUGUGCAUGGUACCCAACAUUCCUGGGAUCCCUGGUCCUCCUCUGGGAGGCAGCAGCAGCGGCUCUAACUCCCCCUCUGGCUACAGCAUCCACUCAGAAGCCAAGAUGCGCCUGAAGGCUGCGCUGUCACAGCAGAGCCCGUCAGGACAUAGUAUGGGGAUCAUGGCCAUGGGCAGCAGCCCUAUGGUGCCUCAGAGGGCAGAGCAGAGCCAGCUGCUUGUCCAACAUCCAGAUGCUCCAUCACCUGCUCAACCUCAGGUAUCUCCAGCACAGCCUACAGGUGGGCGUCGGCGGCGGACAGCAGACGAUGACCCAGAUGAGCGAAGGCAGCGCUUCCUCGAGAGGAACCGGGCUGCGGCGUCACGCUGCAGACAAAAACGCAAACUAUGGGUCAGUUCCUUGGAGAAGAAGGCCGAGGAGCUCAGCUCCCUGAACGUCUCGCUGUCGAAUGAAGUGUCUCUCUUGCGGAACGAGGUGGCUCAUUUGAAGCAGUUGCUGCUGGCCCACAAGGACUGUCCUGUUACCAACCUACAGAAGAAGACUGCCUACUUAGCUGUAGAAGAGAGCAUGAGAGACACCUCAGAGCCCACAGGUUCCCCUGCGCCUGUGAUCCAGCACAGCUCCUUGGCACUCAGCCCCCAAAACGGCCUGAGCUCAAGGGCAGCAGCUGAGGCCAUGGCCAUGUCUGUGCUGGCAGGAAUGGGCCAGCAGCAGAGGGCUGAGAGUGGACCCUCUCAUAUUAUCAUGGCUGCACAGUCUCAAUCUGCUGCCAGAUGAUGAGCGAUGUCAUCAUGGCCAAGACUUGGCUCACCCCAGAGGGGCAGAAUAAGAGCAGUGGAUACCCCCAUACUCCUCCCAACUCCCCCAAUCUAGAAGUCCAAAUAUUUCGUCUUUCGCUUCCCCUCGUUAUCCUCUGCUCUCUCUGACCCUCCUCUGUAGCCAUCAUGCUGUGGCCUGGAGCUCAGCAGCAGCCUUCUGGGAAUGGACUGAGACUUUGGAGAGAGCUUCCUGUUCACUUUGCCACAGACUACAGGGGCUGGAAUCCCCCCCUACAUACCCUCCCCACCCCACCCCAGAGUGCCCUCUCUGCCUUCCCGCUCAUCUCUCCUUACCCUCAGUCAAAUGACUUUCCACUGGACUGCAUCGCUCUCAGUGUACCGACGUAAUGAACUCCACAUGUCGACACGUACUGCACAUGUGCAUAGUUUGAAACUCACAGGUGUCUCAUAAACCUUCGUGAUCAAAUCAGAAACCAAACAAUACACACAGGACUUUACACUGUUUUCAGCGGGCAGUAGUGCCUUUUUUAGCCAUGCACACAGCCACACACGCCAUCACAGCAUACGUCCCUUCCUGUACAUCCACUUCUCCAAAGAUGCAGUAGUAUCUUCAAUAGUCAUACGACCGUUUUGUAAACAGUUCCACCUCAAGGUGAUCUCGACCCAGAAUCUUACCUCAUUUACUCUCAUCCCCCCCCCCACCAUGAUGAAAUGUAUGAAUUGUGUGUGUGGUUGGCUCUGUGUGUAUAUAUUCAUGUACAUCAGAACAUAGCAGUUUGUCUACUCCUGAUCUAAUACAGUACAUAAAUAUUUAGAUUGUUAGCAUGUGACUUUUUCUAUUAGGGUGUUCUUAAUACAGUAUGUGCAGCUACAUUUUUAAAACUAAUUGGCACAUCCUCCCAGACUAGUCUACAGAACCAAAAUGCAUUGGCUUCCUCCAAAACAGUGUAGUAUCCUAAAUUAUUUUUUUUCUCACCUGAAGGGAAUUUUCCUCACCUUUUCACAUUCUUCCAAAGAAAACGUUUAAGCAGUUGAUUGGUCUAUGAGUGGAUGACUUCUCCAUUUUUUUUCUGAAAGUAUUUCAGUGACUGUUUUUCUCUUGUGUGGGCCCUGGACUUACUGUAACUGUUACUUUCUCACUUCUCAGGAUGGUUGCACAUCCUUGCUGCUCACUGGAAGUGCGACGAAACCCCUUAUUCUCUUUGCUCUUCACCAAACCUAAUCAAAGCCAUAACAAAUCAGAUCUCUGAAUCUCCAAUGGCCACUCGGUGCUUGUUCUGGGACAGGAAGUACAUGGCCGGACUGUUAUUUUGUUAUUCAGAGGUCACAGUGACACAAUAUACAGUAUAUUGCUUGUUAUUUGCACUUAAACACAGUCAUAAUUUCUGGUAAUUUUGCCUUAAGAUCACAUUGGUGCCUCUGAUACUCCCCACUUAAAAACAAGCAGAUUUACUGGUGUAAAAUCAGUGGAGCCUUAGCAAAAUAUAUAUAUUUGUUCAUACCAUGAAACGAAAAACAAUCAAUGAGGGAAAAAAAGAUAUUUAAUAACUUGCUUAGAAUUGAUUUAAUCAUGAGUGUCUUUUAAGUGACAUAAAAUGAUAUGUCUGUCAUCUGGUGGAGGGACACAUCAAGACGUCAGACACUUGGAGGAAAAAAAAAAUGCCUCAUGACUGUUUCUGAAGUGGCUCUGGUCUCAAGUUCUCUAGAAAUCCCACCGCGAUGUUUUAUCCAGAUAUCAAUAUAUUUUUUCAUAAACAAGCUAUACAAGUGGUAUUCUUUUCUUCUUGUUUUUGUUUCCUGUAUAUUUUUGUCUGAUGUGAUCAUAUAUUUGUAAGAUGUGAUAUUUCAAAGACAAAAUAUCUGUCCAUUAACACGAGGGCAUGUCUUUAUGCACUAAAAUAAUACAAAAUUAUUGUUGCUUUGUAUUUCUGUCCAUUUAUGUUUUUGCGGUUCUCUGAUCUUAGAUUUUUUUAAUGAUUUUUUUUCCUCUCUCUCUCUCUCUUUUCUGUACUGUAUACAUGAAUGGGAAUUUGCUCAGCAGCUUAAAUACUUUUUACCUUUGACUGAACUUUUUGUCCUAAAGACGAGCCUGGCAUUUUGUUGUACUCUGAAGCUGGCGCUAUAUUUGGCUGGCGGUCCCUUCUAGACGAAUGUUCAUAUGAAAUGAAAAUUCAAACUGUAUUUAGUUUUCAUGUGUUCAUGUAAUUCAUGUCAUUGGCACCUUUUUGUCACUUCUCGUUUUCUUCUGUCGCGUGCUGUUUUCGGCACGAUACAACUAUUGUCAUAAUGCUUCUGACUGUACUGAUGAAUAUAGAAACAAACUUUAACACAGACUUUGUUUUCGCUACAGAUAAAUGUCAUUUUUUUAAUCCCCUUUGUAAUAUCUUUGAAGAUAAAUUUGGUCUUUUUUUUUGACGGUCCUUGUCUAACUUAUUCUUCAGAAUUGGUUUAUAACUGUCGUCAUCACAGUUUGUGGCAUAGUAAUGUUACCUAGAAUUGUUAUAAAAAAAAGAGCAGUUUAAUGGAAUAUGCAACAAUUUGAAAGUUGCACUUAGUGUUGUGGUUUUUCACACUCCUACUCCUACUGUACAUAUCUGUACUAAAUGAAUAUAUUUACUUUUCCAUGCAUGUCCAAGUGGAAUACUAUGAACACUUACAUACAGUGCUGCAGUUUUAAUUAAAGAAACUACAUCUUAAUGAA
Solea senegalensis (Senegalese sole) is the source of this 4800-nucleotide messenger RNA. It is a transcript of the gene atf7a, whose product is annotated as activating transcription factor 7a. NCBI's taxonomy places the organism in Eukaryota, Metazoa, Chordata, Actinopteri, Pleuronectiformes, Soleidae. Gene Ontology annotation, biological process: regulation of transcription by RNA polymerase II. The coding region runs from base 592 to 2097 and encodes 501 amino acids. Gene Ontology annotation, molecular function: cAMP response element binding; DNA-binding transcription factor activity, RNA polymerase II-specific. The transcript is spliced from 11 exons. The record is from RefSeq and is a predicted model, not a curated record.